Molecule: messenger RNA, 4315 nt
Organism: Cucurbita moschata (crookneck pumpkin)
Lineage: Eukaryota; Viridiplantae; Streptophyta; Magnoliopsida; Cucurbitales; Cucurbitaceae
Product: DExH-box ATP-dependent RNA helicase DExH6-like
Exons: 16
Coding region: 305-3901 (1198 amino acids)
Cellular component (GO): intracellular anatomical structure
Molecular function (GO): RNA binding; ATP binding
Source: RefSeq, a predicted model, not a curated record
AAUUUAAAAAGAACGAAAAUGAACAUUUACACCAUUUUAUUAUUCACUUCCGAGAUGUGGGGAGUCCCGAAACGUUUGGGCCUGCAGUCCGGUACAGUGCAUCAGUUCAACAAUGGCCCAUUACAGAUGCAGAGAGAUGAAGAGGAAAGAAGUUUUACGUUAAUGACGGCCGAAGCAAAAUCAGGCGCCAAAUACGUUAGGGCUUUAGAGCAUUGCCGUCUCUUCUUCUUUUAUAGAUUUCUGGAAGGAAAAAAGCUCUACUGAAACCAGUUGGAGGAAGGAAGAAGCUACAGGUUGAAAAGUAAUGGUGAAGAAGAAGCCGAAGAAUGGAGGGCAAAAGCCGAAGUUCACGGCAGUUGAAAAUGUCGGCAGUGCAAUAAAAAAGGCACUCAGACGGUUUUCAUCGUCGAACGACGAAGUUUUCACUUUUAACGCUGAUGAUUUGAAGCGUGGAUAUUCUCUUGUUCAUCGAAUCUGCCAGGAAAUGCAUAUGAUAUCAAAGAGUUCUGGGCAUGGAGACCAACUACGUGUUUCUGUAUAUAAAUCCAAACCGCAAAUGGACACCAUGAAAUUUUCUGAGAAGUCCAAAAAUGUUUUCGACGAUUUAUUUAGUACAUAUCCUCCUGUUGAUGGAGAAUCGGGCGAGGCAACGACUGGGGAACACAAAAAAAAGGCGGAUAAACAAAGGCGAAAGAAAGAUGACAUUUUGUUUAGGCCGUCUAUGAGCAAGGAAGAGAUAACGAAGAAAUGGGAAUCGUAUACUGAUAGAGUGAAGAGUGUCGCUAAUCUUAAAAAGAUCUCAGAAGAGAGAUCUAAGCUUUCAAUUGCAUCCUUUCAAGAUGUCAUUACUUCAACAGUUAAAUCUCACCAGGUCGUUAUCAUAACUGGUGAGACUGGGUGUGGAAAGACAACACAGGUCCCUCAGUUUCUUUUGGAUUACAUGUGGGGUAAGGGAGAAGCAUGUAAGAUAGUCUGUACCCAUCCUCGACAAAUAUCGGCUAUGUCAGUUGCUGAGCGAAUCUCCUAUGAAAGAGGAGAAAAUGUUGGAAGUGAUAUUGGAUAUAAGACAUGGCUGGAUAGUCAUGGUGGCAGGCACUCGUCAGUCAUACUCUGCACAACUCGUAGUCUUUUAAGGGUGCUGAUUCCAGAAGGGUUGGAAGCUUCAGAAAAGAGGAGGAAAAAAGUUCUAUCUAACUUAACUCAUAUUAUUGUGGAUGAAGUUCAUGAAAGGGACUGCUGCACUGACUUCAUUUUAACAAUUUUGAGAAGCUUGCUUCCAUCAUAUCCUCACUUACGGCUGAUACUAAUGAGCGCUACAAUCAGUGCUAAACGGUUUUCAAGAUACUUUGGUGUCUGUCCAAUCAUCGAUGUUCCCGGAAUCACCUUUCCUGUAAAAAAUUUCUAUCUGGAGGAUGUACUUUCUAUUGUAAAAUCUCAGAAAGAGAACCACCUUGAUGAUAAGAUAAUGGGUGUUUCUGAUGAGGUACGUGAGCUAACUGAAGAAGACAAGCUUGCUUUGGACGAAGCAAUUCACACGGCUUGGUUGAAUGACGAAUUUGAUCCCCUUCUAGAAUUGGUUGCUAAACCUGGAUCCUCUCAAAUUUUCAAUUAUCAGCAUUCUGUGACUGGACUAACACCUCUAAUGGUUCUUGCUGGAAAGGGUAGAGUUUCUGAUGUUUGCAUGCUGCUAUCUUUUGGGGCCAUAUGUGAAUUGCGUGCCAAGGAUGGCACAACGGCGUUGGAAUUGGCUGAACGAGGAGAUCAGAAAGAAACUGCUAAAGCAAUCAGAGAACAUUUGGAAAGUUCCAUAUCCAACUCCAAGGAAGAACAACGGUUGAUUGAUACAUAUCUCGAGAAAAAUUCUAAUUCUGUUGAUAUUACUCUUUUAGAGCAGCUGUUAGAAAAAAUAUGCCGUGAUUCAAAAGAAGGAGCUAUUCUUGUUUGUCUUCCUGGGUGGAAUGAAAUCUGCAAAACUCUAGAUAGAUUAUCAGACAAUCCUCUUUUCAAAGAUGCAUCAAAUUUUUUGAUAAUACCUGUUCAUUCAACGCUUCCUUAUAAAAUGCAAAAGAAGGUUUUCAGCCAACCUCCUCCUGGUUGCCGCAAAAUUAUUCUGUCUAGUAAUAUUGCAGAAACGGCCAUUACCAUUGAUGAUGUAGUUUAUGUUAUAGACAGUGGAUGGAAUGAAGAAAAAAGUUAUGAUCCUUACAAUAAUGUUUCUACUUUUCAAUUAUCUUUGAUAUCAAAGGCUUGUGCCAAGCAGCGUGAGGGUCGUGCUGGUCGCUGUCAGCCUGGGAUAUGCUAUCACCUUUAUUCAAAGUCCCGUGCGUCGUCUCUUCCAGAUUUUCAAGUUCCUGAAAUCAAGAGAAUGCCAUUAGAGGAACUCUGUUUUCAGGCGAAAUUGCUUGCUCCCAAUCGUGGGAUAGAGAGAUUUUUGCGGAAGACUUUGGACCCUCCAGUUUUAGAUACUAUCGGUAAUGCAAUCUUGGUCCUUCAGGAUAUUGGGGCUUUGUCACAAGAUGAGAGACUGACUGAGCUUGGGGAGAAACUAGGUUCAUUGCCUGUUCAUCCAGUAACGAGCAAGAUGCUUAUCUUUGCGAUAUUGAUGAAUUGCCUCGAUCCUGCUCUAACUCUGGCUUGUGUUUCGGACUGCAAGGACCCUUUCACUCAUCCGACGUUACCAAGCGCUAGAAGGAUAGCUGAUGCUGCUAAAGCAGAGCUUGCUUCUUUGUAUGGUGGCCAUAGUGAUCAACUAGCUGUUGUAGCUGCAUUUGAUUGCUGGAAAAAUGCAGAAGAAAGGGGUCAAGAGUCCCUCUUCUGUUCUAAAUACUACAUUUCUCGGAGCACUAUGUCGAAGCUAUCUUGCAUGCGGAAGCAACUCAAAAUGGAACUAGUUCAGAAUGGUUUUAUGCCUAAGGAUAGUUCAACUUGUAGCUUAAAUGCUCGUGACCCUGGUGUGCUCCACGCCGUCCUUGUGGCUGGUUUAUAUCCAAUGGUGGGAAGAUUACGUCCGCCCCUUAUGAAGGGAAGACGGGCUGUUGUAGUAACUCGUUCAAGGGGCAAAGUUCUUUUGCAUCGACAGUCCCUCAACUUUGAACCGUCACUUAAGCUAACCGAUCGUCACCCUCUUAUUGUUUUUGACAAGAUAACCCGUGGGGAUCGUGGUACAGACAUAAGAAAAUGUACUGUUGUUGGGCCUGUCCCAUUAUUAAUUGUUGCCAAGGAGAUUGCUGUUGGCCCUGCUAAGGAGAAAGAUAAUGGUAAAGGUGGUAUUGAAAAUGACCAUGAUGGCAUCGACGAAAUCGGCGUGGAUGUCGAAAAUAAAUCAAAUCAACAACCAGAAGAGAUGGUUAUGUCCUCCCCUGAUAACUCGGUAACUGUGGUUGUCGACGGUUGGCUGCAUUUUUUGUCGAAGGCGCUCGAUAUUGCCCAGUUAUACUGCUUGAGAGAUCGAUUAUCUUCAGCAAUCUUAUUCAAAGUAAAGCAUCCAAAUGAAGCUCUUCCUCCUGUUCUUGGUGCCUCUAUGCAGGCCUUAGCUUCCAUUCUAUCUUAUGAUGGCUUAUCUGGCAUUUCAUUAGAAUCUGCAGCAACGUCGACGUCGAUGGUAAAUCCGACUGAUAUCAGCCGUUUUUUACCUGGGAGGUCUACAGGAACACAUAAGAUGUCACGUAGAGAGCCGAAGCGAUUCAAGCGACGCAAACGCCCUCAAAAGCAAGAUGCAACCCGGCAGCAGCGCGCUCCAGAGUGCAAUACACAUAAACAAAGCAAGUCCCCCAAGGAGCAAAAGGCAGCUAAACAGCAGAACCCUCCAUCAGGAGACCUCAGUUUAAAUGGGUAUGGAUCAAGUGUGUAUGGACCAUAUGGCACGCGGGGUACCUCUCUAAAGCGGCCACGUGGCAACUAGGUAAUCGUCAGGUGAAUGAGCUCAGUAGAUGUCGCUUCUCUGCAGUCUAACGUCCAAUGAUAGUCGAAACUUUGACGCUCGGUUAUUACUCGAGAUGUCUAGACACGGUUCAGAGAAUGGAACUCAGCUGCUUCUGGAGAUGAAACAAGCAUCUUCCAAAUCCAUCCAUUAUAGUUUGCUUUCAGCUACAGAUGUAAGUAUAAUACACACCAGGCUUGAUUCUCACCUUCCCGAGUACUCGAUACAAUCAGGUUCUUUCAGGAAUAUCGUUCUCGGUUUCAGCUCAUUAGAGUAUGAUAUCAUUAUCAAUGAGAGGAUAUACUUGCUUCAAGUUAUAAUUGAGCUCCAAUUUUGAUAUGUAAUAUGAAAUUUUACGUUAGAAUACGAUAUCGAGACUUCUUUCUCUUAUUGCUA